Messenger RNA from Musca domestica (house fly), 3093 nucleotides. RefSeq lists its product as uncharacterized. Lineage: Eukaryota; Metazoa; Arthropoda; Insecta; Diptera; Muscidae. The coding region runs from base 327 to 2549 and encodes 740 amino acids. The record is from RefSeq and is a predicted model, not a curated record. The transcript has 6 exons.
GUGUAUUUUGUGCAAAAAGCUGUCGGGAUUUGUCCAAUUGGAAUUGCAGACAAUUUGGGUUUUUUGCAUUAUUAUUGCGCGUUUUUAUAAAAAAGGACUCUGUAGCAGUUAAUAGAUAAUCAAUCAAUCCAUUACGAUUAAAGAACUAAAGAAGGCAUGGUGAGCAUCGUUACGCUGGGUAUUGCUGAAUAAAGGCGUUUGCUCCUACUAGAUUCUUCGAGAUUACCACUGCUCAUACAUGACGUUAUCUUCUAUAGAAGACGCUUAUUAGAGGAACUGGUUUCGGCAUACUUUCUUAGCAUUCUCGUUCGAUUGCCACAAACGAAAUGGAUAUAAAAAUUGAAGUGGAUUUCUCUGACGAUGUCGUCCUAAUCGCCGAUGCUCCUUUCUUUAUUGACUUGACUGGCUCAGAUGAUGAGAAUGAUGUCAAUGGAAAUAUGAAAACAGGGCAAAACAACACAACUAAAAUUGAGAAGUAUCAAAACAAUGGUAUUCAAACCAUUAGACCCCAAAGUGUCGUUGUAUUUCCAACUCGGAACACUGAUUGUAUUAACUUAAUGGCUUCACCGAGUGUUGAGAGAUUUAUCAUGGGCGAUAAAGAAGAUACCACAAGCAACAGUAGAGCUGUAAGAUCUGUAAUACAAUUCCCCACAAAUCCCUUCGAAAGGACAACCACAACGCUUCCGGCCAUUGAGGCACCCGUUACCAGGAAGAAUACAAAAAAAUCAUUAAAAAAGCCACCAUUUAUGUAUACCCGACCAAAGCAUGAAGUAUUGAGUGGAUUUGUAAACUUUACAUGGCGACAUUUGCCGGCAAAUGUAAAUGCCAUUUUGGGAUUGGGUGAUAUGUUUGUACCGCCCAAUAUGCCUAAGUUCACAGAGUACAUGAAGGAACUACACAUUAAUGAAGAAAAUCUGGCCAUCGAACCUUCAAUGUACUAUGGGGAAUAUUUGAUGUUAAGCUAUGAUAAAAUACUUAAGUCAUUGUAUGAACAAAACUCAGCUAACGCCGCACGUUUGAUCAAUGCCUUGGAGGACACUCGUAGAAUUGUUGGGAACCAGAAUUACAGAUUUGUUGAAAGUCUAAACAACAAAUGUACAAUAUUAAUGGAAGCCCAUGAAUACAAUCGGGAUAUGGAUUGUGUCAUACAAAAUGCUGUACAAAAUAAUAUUUAUGUCGAAAUGCGGAAUACCAGAUAUCUCAAGCGCUGGAUAAAACUUUGCCACAAAAAAUAUCAACGUCUCCAGCGAGAUUUUUUGCACAAUCGACAAAUGGCUAAAGCCAUGGGACGUCCACAGCCCUAUAGCGAUAAUAUUCAGAGACUUAUUAAUGAGUACAACACCGGUCGCCGAAAUGUUCCUUGUUUAUAUGGCCAGCUGAAAAUUGAUGGCGAACAGAGAAAUUUAUGCGCCAUAGCCAACACCUUAGGCUGGUAUAGUUAUCCAUUGGAACAGAUUAUUUGUCAUGUCCUUAAACGAGUCCUUGAGCCUUUUCUAAAGAAGUUCUAUGUUAAGGAUAUUACCCGAACGGCAUCUGAUAUACGUAAUACACCAGUGCAAGAUAAUUAUAGUUUUGUGAAAGUCGAAAUUGAGGAUAUCUAUUGUAACGUGAAACAAGAUGAUAUUUUAUAUUUACUCGAGAAAUUAGUGCAAACGGAAAUUUUUCGACAAACCAGUUCCAUAGAUCCAAUUGUUUUCAUGCAAAUGAUGAAAUUUCGUUUCCAAUACUUACAAAUUUUUGAAUAUCGUGGCAAGACAUAUCAACAAGUAAAAGGUUUGUUGCGUGGUUCCACUGAUGCACCGGUUUUAAUUCAAUUACUUCUAUGCUAUCUACUGAGCCAACAUGAGUAUGAAAUUUGCCGCUUUCCCGCCUACUCCCGGGUCUAUAUGCACGAAAAUGAGCUGCUGUUUUAUGUAUGCGAUACGGAUAUAAAUAGUUUUCUAAUGAAUUUGGAAAAUUAUUUAAAUCUUCGUUUUAAAGUUAAAACAGAACUCAAAUACUAUGAUUACGAAGAAAAUGAUCAGUUGGUCAUAGCUGGUCGCAUAUCAUUUUUGGACAUUGCCAUACAUCGUACUGAAUCGAAAUUCCUCACCAAAUUGCAUGAUCCACACAUCCAGGAUUAUGAUGGCGAUGUUCGUUACUCCGUACGCCAUUUACCACGCAAUUGGAAAAAUAAUGUUCUUCAGGGUCAUUUGCGGCGCAUUUUAGAACGUACAAGUAAUAAAUAUCUAUUGGACGAUCUCUAUCAUUUGGAACUAAAUAUUCGUGACUUCUCUUUUCCCCAUGUUCUACGCUUUAUUAUCGAACAUUAUUUGAAAAUCUAUGAUCGUAUAAUGUCUCAAGGGCCGCAAUAUGAAAACAAUCCCAUGUGCAAUUUUGAAAAUAUGCAAGAACGCAUAUGGAUUAUGCGUAAAUGUCUUUAUGAUACAAAUAAUAAAUAUCCCGGGCAUGGUGUCAGAAAUACUGGGAAACGGCGUUGUGAUACAGAUAACAAUGACGAGUAUCAAUCGCAGGCGAAAAGAGGAAGAUUUGAAGAAUUCGUAAAAUAGUAAAGUAUUCAUCAGUCCGUGGGGAGUAAUUCCUUAGUCUACGCUCACAGACAUUCCUAAGAAAUAUGUACAUUCAGUUUUGUUAUUUAGUUCACCAGUUUUUUUUUAAAUGUGAAAUUUGAUCAUUUUUGUUUUUUUGUUUUUAUAUUAAAAUUAGUGUCGACCACUAAAUUGCUGUAUUUUAGUAAAUACAAUUCUAGUAUUUAAGUACAAGUCUGUUUACUUCAAGAAUAAAUUAUUAACUCAAGCAUAAUUUUUUUCACGAUAUAUUAAAAUCCAUUUCGUAAUCUUUGCUGAUUGUUUGAUUCGUGUUAAUUUUAAGUAAAGUUACGUAACAAUAAGUUUAUGUAUGUUUUUUAGUGUAUUUUGUAAACUUCAUAUAUGGGGACAAUAUUUGUUUUUCAUAUGUGUUUAUUAUUAAAACAAGUCCUCGAAAAUUACAAAAAUAUAAAUUUCUAUAUUUUUUGUUUACGUAUUUGUUCCGGAAACUCAAGUCAAAUUGACCGACUUGAUAAUUUCCUAUGUUCCUAGAUAUUUUUUGUAU